GUUUUGGCUUGUGACCAAGGAAGAUGGGCACAUGGUUACAGCACGCCAGGAGCCACGGCUGGUCCUCAUUUCUGUCAGCUGUGAAAAUGGGCACUUGACCUUGGAUGCCCCAGAAAUGAAGCAGCUGUGCUUGCCUAUAAAGCUUCCCAGGAAAAACCCCGUGCAGAACUGCAGGGUGUUCGGACUGGAUAUCCAAGGCAGGGACUGUGGAGAUGAAGUGGCUCAGUGGAUCACCACUUUCCUGAAUUCAGAGCCAUAUCGUCUGGUGCACUUUGAGCCCUCCAUGGUGCCAAGAAGGCCAAAGGACAUAAUAAACCUUUUCCGAACCACAGAUGAGAUUGCCUAUCCUGACUGUAGCCCAGUCUUGAUGCUCUCAGAAGCUUCACUGGAAGAUCUAAAUGCCAGGCUGGAGAAGAAAGUUAAGAUACAGAACUUCAGGCCAAAUAUUCUUGUGACAGAUUGCAGUGCUUUUGAGGAGGACACCUGGGAGGAGAUUCUUAUUGGCGAUGUGGAGAUGAAAGGGACAGUGUGUUGUGCCAGGUGUAUUUUAACAACUGUUAACCCAGACACUGGGGUCCUGGACAGGAAGGAGCCCCUGGAAACGUUGAAAAGUUACCGCUUAUGUGAUCCGUCUGAGCGACACAUACACAAAUCCAGCCCUCUCUUUGGAAGAUACUUUGCCGUUGACAAAACUGGAACAAUUCAAGUUGGAGACCCUGUGUACAAGAUGGUCCAGUAA
Fulmarus glacialis (Northern fulmar) is the source of this 739-nucleotide messenger RNA. Its product is annotated as mitochondrial amidoxime reducing component 2-like. The annotation marks the transcript as partial. The record is from RefSeq and is a predicted model, not a curated record. The transcript is spliced from 6 exons. Gene Ontology annotation, biological process: nitrate metabolic process. Gene Ontology annotation, cellular component: mitochondrial inner membrane. Gene Ontology annotation, molecular function: nitrate reductase activity; molybdopterin cofactor binding; pyridoxal phosphate binding. Lineage: Eukaryota; Metazoa; Chordata; Aves; Procellariiformes; Procellariidae.